Messenger RNA from Branchiostoma belcheri (Belcher's lancelet), 892 nucleotides. RefSeq names its product SET domain-containing protein 9-like. The transcript is spliced from 7 exons. Bases 91 to 828 code for a protein of 245 amino acids. The record is from RefSeq and is a predicted model, not a curated record. Lineage: Eukaryota; Metazoa; Chordata; Leptocardii; Amphioxiformes; Branchiostomatidae. Gene Ontology annotation, molecular function: protein binding.
AAAAUGGCGGAACUGGCACGUUUUUGAAGACCUCCUGUGUUAUCUGCCCCAAUAUUUACCGUUUUAGCUAUUUUCUACGGUAGCCGUUGAAUGGGAGGCUGGGUGAGAAGACUGCGGGCCCGCUGGCAGGCGUACCGGUACCGGUUCGUGCCGUGGAUCGCUGUAAACCUGAAGGACAGGAAGGUGCGGUCUGUCCCCAAAGGCACGCAGGACAAGAUCAUCCCAGACUCAGCCGUCUUGUCAACCCUGGUGAUGUUGAAGACGCUCGGGUUCUGCACAGAGAGGAAGGAAAGUAGUUUAGUGGGAGCAGGGAGAGGAGUAUUUGUGACGAGGGGAACUGUUCCAGCUAAAACUGUAGUUUCCAUGUAUCCAGGUACAAUGUACUACCCUUUUGAACCCAUCCUCCUACAGUCCAUAGCCAACCCGUUUGUGUUCCGCUGUAUUGAUGGAGUCUUCAUUGAUGGGAAUGACUGUAGGAUCUCAAAGAUGAUCUACAGGUCUUGUGCUGGGCGUGACCGGAUUGGACCGUACUUGACCUGUGACCGGUCGUGGCUGACUCAAUAUCCUAAAAAUCCACUGGCCGUGGGACAGUAUGUGAACAACCAGUCUGCAGGUCACCCAGCCAAUGUAGCAUACCAGGAGUAUAACAUCCAAGUGGACUUCCCAUUCACUCUGAGGAAGUAUCUCCCUAACAUCCACUAUAGCCCCAACCUGCAGACUGCUGGGGAUGCCAGUUACAGGUCACUCAGAGUGGUGGUACUGGUGUCUUUACGUGACAUCCAAGCAGGGGAGGAACUCUUUUCAUCUUACUUCACCCUCGUGGAAUAAGCUGUUAUUUCACCUUCUCCGAACUAAAGAAGCCGUUUGGCACUGAAUUUGACAAUGUAUUAAU